Messenger RNA from Prorocentrum cordatum, 2877 nucleotides. Lineage: Eukaryota; Dinophyceae; Prorocentrales; Prorocentraceae. The record is from the annotation of a GenBank genome assembly.
AUGGGAGAUUUCGGCUGGGCCACCUUCUCCAAAGCCUCCACCUUCGAGGCCGCCAGCAGCGGAUUUCAGGUCUCUCCUUGUGCCCUGGCGCUGUCGACCAGCGCCAACGCCUGCCUCUCCGAGACAGGCGUCUGGGGGGCGCCGGUGCCGCUGGGCGCGGCGGCCGUCGCCGGGGGCCUGGGCAUCCUGCUCGGCGUCCUCGCGGUGCUGCUGGUGCAGGCGACCAUCUGCACGUGCCUGGUGUCGGUGCGGAUCUGCCUGUGGGGCUUUUGGAAGGCCACGCCGGCGCCUCCGCGAGUCGAGCGGCCGGAGCAGCUGGCGCCCGUCGUGGACGCGCCCGUGAAGGUGCAGCUAGCCAUGCCGGCCAAGUCGCUGGUGCGCCGGGCGCUCAACCUGAAGGCAGGGGACGUGGUGUUCCUCGACUACGGGGAGGCAGGGGAACCGUGGCAUGAGAGGCUGAUCCUCGCUUCUUUGGGCGGGGCGAAGUAUCUGGUGCUGACCCCCGACGAGGACAUGUACGAGGAGGAGAUCGACACGCGCAGCGUGGCUGACUUCCGGCAGGCGGGCCCGCGGGGCGGCUUGCCGGCCGGCCUUGGGGCAGCGAAGGGCCAGCCGGUCUACCGCUUCACGGAGCGGCCGCGCGGCGCUGCGCUGCAAUCGUGGAUCGACGCGGCGGAGGAUCAGGCCGUGGAGCUGCGCGCGGCGCGGGGGCUCGCCGAGGAGCCUGAGCCUCCGCCCUUGGCUGACGGGGGCGCUCCCUCGGGGGCGGGCGCCGCGGGCUCCGGCGCGACUGGCGAGCGGGCCGACUGGGUCUGCGUGGUCCCCGAGGGCGACGUCAAGCGGGGCGCGGUGCACUCGCUCCCGGACUCGCUCGACACGCCGUCGGAGAACUUCAUGGCGUUCGGGCAGCACGGGCUCUACGACUUGGGCCGUCGCGGCAAGUCGGCGGUCCUGGUCAGGCUGGCGCCGGGCGAGACCGCGGACGAGGCCAUGCGGGCCUUCGUGGCGGCCGCGGCGCCGGAGGCUGUCGGGGGGACGCCGACGCCGCCGCCCGCCGAGGACGCCCGCACGCUGGCGAUCAAGCGGGACGCGGCCGGCCGCCGCUUCCGGGACCUGAAGAGUGUGGCGGACUCAUCGGAGCGGUGCGAGUUCGAGGACUGGGCGCUGUCUGGGCCCCGGACUGCCUUGUACGUGGUGAAGGAGAUUGCCAAGCAAAGCGGUGGCCCGGUCCAGCGCCACACCACUUGGAAGCACGAGAACAAGCUCAACGAUGACGAGCAUAGCGUGGUGGCCCACGAAAUGCUGUCGGAGAUUUUGGAGAUGGCUUGCACCUACGACCAGGUCGACGUGGCCAACCUGGCGAGCAUGGAGGCGCUCGCGAGGCACCUGCAGUUCCUGGAGCACAAGAUCAAGAAGAAGAAGGAGACGAUCAAGGAGUUCGAUUCCCAGGACUACUACCUGGGCCGCACCAGGAGGACGGGCGGGGCCAUCAUCAGCCCGGAGCUGCUGAAGUGGGUCGCGGAGUCCGCGGCCCGGGAUUCGGCCAUCUUGAAGGAGGAGCGCAAGGCUGCGGAGGAGCCGCUGGAGCGCAUGGUGCCGAGGGAUCUGCUGCCCUUGCCCUUGGUGCCCGCGCCGCCGGCUCGGGGCGCGCGGUCGUUGCCGCGCCGCUCCGCCCAGAGGAUCGGCCGCAGGUCUGCUGUGGGCCGCCGCGUGAAUGACUGCAUCGCCGCCCUGAACAACCUGCACGGGGUCGGCGACUUUUGCUCGAAGGCCCGUCCUUCGGAGGCACAAUUUUCUGCUGUGGACAUGCUCUGGCAGGCCGUGUCGGACGACAAGCCGCCGGACGACGCCCCCAGCCCCGAGGCAGCCCUCGUGGAGUUGCUCGGCACGGGUAGUCUGGGCUAUGGCCCCGACGGCCCCACUGUGGUUGCGCCGUAUGAUCGCGGCCUGGUUUCGUGGCCUGAGUCGGCGGGCUGCGUCAGCUUGCUGGAGGUGCUGCCGGAGCCAGACCGCCAGGAGGUGAUCGACGGUAAGAAUUCGACGAUGCUUCGCGCUGAAGAGGUUCGCCCGGGCGCCACCAAGGUGCACUGGGAUAAGACCUUGCAAUCCGACACGGACGAGUACCAGCGGUUCGUGCAGGACCUGCUGGACCGCGGCAUGGUGGAGCUGCGGACUCGUCGCGAUUUUGAAGUGGGAGUCUUCUUCGUGAAGAAGAAGUCGGGCCGCCUGAAGCUCAUUGUGGACGCUCGGGCUGUCAACCAGGCGCUGAAGCGGCCGCCGACGAUCCACAUGGCGUCCACCGCGGCGCUAGUGAACAUGGAGGUCGAGGACGGCGCCCAGCUGGAGUUCUCGAUCCAGGACAUCGCGGACUGCUUCUACCAGUUCCGCGUGCCGGACUACAUGGUGCCGCGGUUCGGCAUGCGCCCGCUCAGGGCUAGGCAGCUGGGCGCGAAGGUGGUCGACGACCUCGCGGUCUCAGAGGGGGCGUGGGUCUACCCAUGCCUGCGGGUGCUGCCCAUGGGCUUCGCGUGGGCCAUGCGCUGGACGCAGCAGGCGCACCGCGAGCUGCUGCGGCGAGGAGGCCUCGGUGGCAUCGAGAGCGAGCUGGUGGACAGGCAGAUCGCUCCGGGCGUGGACUCGCCUCAGGUGCCGAGGGUCGUCUACGUGGACAACGAGAUCUUCGUCUCGUCGCGACCAGGCGCCACCCGGGGUGCGAGGAGGCAGGCGGCCAAGGUGAUGGCCGAGGCCGGGCUGCCGCUGCACGAGGUCGAGGAGAGCAAGACGGUCGUGGAGGCGCUGGGCCUGGAGCUGGAUGGCAUCAAGCUGCGGGCCCGGCUGGCGCGGGCCAAGCGCUGGAGGCUCGGGCUGGGCACCCAG